Molecule: messenger RNA, 2390 nt
Organism: Lineus longissimus
Lineage: Eukaryota; Metazoa; Nemertea; Pilidiophora; Heteronemertea; Lineidae
Exons: 10
Coding region: 97-2358 (753 amino acids)
Source: RefSeq, a predicted model, not a curated record
CAUGAGUGCAAGAAAACCCCUGAAAAUGACAGCAUUCUUGGUUUUCCACAAAUUUCUACUCCGCCAUCCACUCCUGCACACAUUCCCGAAACUGACAUGCCAGACCCACAAGAACCUGACAUGCCAGAACCACAAGCACAACCUGACAUGCCAGAACCACACACUCCUGUCAUGGCAGAACCACAACCCAGAAUAGCAUUCCUCCAUGGACAAGCAAAGACAACACCACUAGGUCCGGAGGAAGAAUGCCUGUUGACUAGCCUUGUCCGCAGGAAACUCCAGUCAUCUGCCAACAAGAAAUUUCUAGUGUGUAAAACUGGAGGCCAGCCGAUGUGUUUUAACAAACACAUCAAACCUCGCAAGCCAACUGACAAGGUAUCUUCUCCUAUAAAACGUUUGCGAUCAAGAGAGAUUGAAAAAACACGCAAGUUCGUCAGUGGAGGGAAGUCUCUUCUGCAACUUGGAAGAGAGCUCCGUGUCAAGAACAAAAUAUCGAAGCAGCUAAUACUAGAUCAUGCAGGACUUAAAGUCGCCAAAUUGGAAAGACAUCUGCAAUUGGCAAUGAAAUCGACGGUUGGUCUUUCUUGGAGACAGUCAAGAAAGUUAAAAAAGUUUUUCAAAGCAAUAGGGGUCAAAUAUGAAGGCGAAGGGGCGGCAAGAGAUUUACAGAAAUCACUUGUAGGUGACAACAUCCGUGCAGAGAUGGUUUUGUUCCAAGUGAGAGAUGACCAUUCUUCCGACAGCAUUGGUGGUUACACCCUAAGGAAGGCUCCAUACGCAUAUGCAGUUAGCCUGGAAAACUUGGUCUGUGAUCACUUGGAUGCCCAUCUUAAGCUUGGUAAUUUGAGGUGGCAUGGAAACAUGCCAAAAGAUGAGAUUUGGUUAAAGAUUGGCGGUGAUAAGGGAGGGGACACAGUCAAGCUAGAGUUCCAAAUAGCAAAUGUGGAGAACCCAAAUGCUGCUGCAAAUACAAUUGUAUAUUGCUAUUAUGAAGGCAGCGACAGUUACACGAACUUGCAGAUAGCCUUUGACAGGUUCAAGGAAGACCUAAAAAAUCUGCGACUCUCUGCAUGGAGCGACAAGGAAAUCAGAAUGUUCCUUUUUGGCGACUACGAGUUUUUAACUAAGGUUUACGGGCUAAGCGGAGCAUCUGGUCGUCAUCCCUGCCUUUGGUGUGAAGUGACCAGUCAGGAGAUGCAAACUCCGUUGGGUGCAAGAGGACAUGCAGCAAAACGAUCAAAGCACACAUUAACUCGUGAUCACCGUCGAUUCUUGAAUGAAGGAAAGGGGAUGAUAAAAGAUGCCAAAAACUACAACAAUGUCAUCAAUGAAAAACUAAUUGGUAUUCGUUUAAACCAGGUGUGUGUCCCCUACCUCCACAUUCUGCUGGGUGUUGUUAAGAAGCACCAUGAAAUGCUAGAAGAGGAAUGCCACACCCUCGAUCUGCUAAUUGCAGAAGACCAGGCCAGGCAUGGUGGUCUUACCAAUGAGGAAGGCCUUUAUGCCACCUAUGUUGAGAGUGUAAGGCGCUUACAGAAAUUAGAAAGCAGAAUCAGCCGGAAGAAAGCUGUUCUUGAACAGUAUGAUGAGAAUACCACAAUAGGACAGCUUGCUCAGCAAACUGGAGACAAAAGAUCAUUAGAAAAAAGAAUAGAAAAGCUUGAAAAAGAAAAGACAGACUUGCAAAAAACUGCUGUGUUACAUAAAGGAACAGGGAAGGUGGCAUCAGAGCUGGAUGUCGUGCUGAACCGACACAAUAUCUGCAGACAAGCCUAUCAUGGGAAAAGUUUCAUUGGAAAUCACUGCGCACAUUACCUCAAGCCUGUAGUCUUUGAAGAUCUAGGAACAAGUCUUAUGGAAAAAACAGCAGAACUAAGUGGUGACGCUGACAUUAACCGAAAGGCUGAAGUUAUUGCUGAAAAAUUCAACACCCUGAAUUCCUUGCUUUCUGAAGUUCAUGAGAAGGUUGGCCACGCCAAGCCAGUCCCUGAAGACGAGAUACAGAUGAUCGAAGUGUGCAUUCAGAAAUAUCUGAAUUUCUACCGAAGACGACUCAAAGGAAGAAUCUUCCCAAAGCUUCAUUUUCUUGAAGACCACGUUGUUGCAUGGAUAAAGUUAUGGGGCUUUGGUAUGGGUCUGAUGGGGGAACAAGGCGGCGAGUCAAUCCAUGCAGAAAUUAACAGAAUUCAGAGGAUUAACUGUGCAGUUUCGAACAAACUUCAAAAGUAUGCUUCUAUACUAAAAGAGCACCAUACUCACAACCAUCCAGAACUGAAGAAGAAGGGAGCCGAGGUGUGCGGAUCGAAUCAGAAAAAGGGAACAGGAAAGCUUAAGAAGACAGACAAUUUGGAUGACUAGUUUGAACACUUAUACACCUGCUUGGUCAUUGA